Boeremia exigua is the source of this 5523-nucleotide messenger RNA. RefSeq lists its product as uncharacterized. The transcript is spliced from 3 exons. Gene Ontology annotation, cellular component: cytosol; cytoplasm. The record is from RefSeq and is a predicted model, not a curated record. Gene Ontology annotation, biological process: 'de novo' pyrimidine nucleobase biosynthetic process; L-glutamine metabolic process; L-citrulline biosynthetic process. Lineage: Eukaryota; Fungi; Ascomycota; Dothideomycetes; Pleosporales; Didymellaceae. The coding region runs from base 1 to 5523 and encodes 1840 amino acids. Gene Ontology annotation, molecular function: carbamoyl-phosphate synthase (glutamine-hydrolyzing) activity; dihydroorotase activity; amino acid binding.
AUGGCCCCACGCCCCGAUGAGAGCCAGAACCUGGCUCUUGAGCUUCAGGAUGGCUACGUCUGCUUCGGCAGGAGCUUUGGUGCGGAGAAGAGCAUUGCGGGAGAAGUAGUCUUCCAGACAGGUAUGGUCGGUUAUCCCGAGUCGAUAACUGAUCCCUCGUACCGCGGCCAGAUUCUGGUCAUCACAUUCCCUCUGGUGGGCAACUACGGUGUGCCCUCGCGUGAGGACCUUGAUGCGCUCGCUCAGGACAUCCCUGCGCACUUCGAGGCCAAAGAGAUUCACAUUGCUGGUCUGGUCGUCCAGACUUAUGCUGAAGAGGAAUUCUCGCAUUACAUGGCCACCUCUUCGCUGGGCGCUUGGCUCAAGGAGCAGGGCGUGCCUGCCAUUACUGGCGUUGAUACCCGUGCUUUGACGAAGCGCAUCCGCGAGGAAGGAAGUAUGCUUGCUCGCUUGAGACAGCGAACAGGGCCUUCGCCCGUUUCAACAGCCCUCACCAACGGCGCGGUCGACACUGCGGCGCUUGCUGAGGAAGAGGUUGAAGAUUGGAGCGUCGCCUUUGAGGAGAUCGAAUGGGUGGACCCCAACACGAAAAACCUGGUCGCUGAAGUCUCUAUCAAGGAGCCUAGACUCUACUCGCCCGAUCCGUCUACAGCCUUGAAGCACCCCUCCGGCCGUCCUGUUCGUGUUGUCACUGUUGAUGUCGGCCUCAAAUACAACCAGCUGAGAUGCUUCCUUCGCCGAGGUGUCGAGGUUUUGCAAGUGCCCUGGGACUACGACUUCCCCCAGCUUGCCGGCAAAGACUACGAUGGUCUCUUCAUCUCCAACGGCCCUGGUGACCCAGCCAAGAUGGAGGCUACCGUCAAGCACAUCAAGGCUGCUAUGGAUGAGGCACGGACACCCAUCUUCGGUAUCUGUCUUGGUCAUCAGCUUCUCGCACGCGCGUCUGGCGCCCAGACGCUCAAGAUGAAGUUCGGUAACCGCGGCCACAACAUCCCUUGCACAAGCAUGAUCACCGGAAAGUGCCACAUCACAUCUCAGAACCACGGUUACGCGGUAGACACCAAGACUCUCUCUGACGGCUGGGAGGAGCUUUUCGUCAACGCCAACGAUGGUAGCAACGAGGGUAUCCGCCACGUACGCCGACCAUACUUCAGUGUGCAAUUCCACCCGGAGCACACCCCCGGUCCUCGCGAUACCGAGUACCUCUUUGAUGUCUUCAUUAGCACGAUCCAGAAAUCGAUCGCGUCUGCUGAGGCUAUGAGCCAGCCCGUGGAGUUCCCCGGUGGCACACUCGAGGAGAACAAGAAGUUGACACCCCGUGUCGAGGUCAAGAAGGUGCUUGUCCUUGGUAGUGGUGGUCUCAGCAUUGGCCAGGCUGGAGAGUUCGAUUACUCUGGAAGUCAGUGCAUCAAGGCUCUGAAGGAAGAGGGCAUCUACACUAUCCUCAUCAACCCCAACAUUGCCACAAUUCAAACCUCGAAGGGUCUCGCCGACAAGGUGUAUUUCCUCCCCGUCAACGCCGACUUCGUCCGCAAGGUCAUUCAGAAGGAGCGCCCCGACGGUAUCUACGUCACUUUCGGUGGCCAGACCGCCCUCCAGGUUGGUAUCCAGCUCAAGGAUGAGUUCGAGGGUCUUGGCGUCAAGGUGCUGGGAACACCCAUUGACACCAUCAUCACAACCGAAGACCGAGAGCUGUUCGCUCGUGCCAUGGACUCGAUUGGCGAGAAGUGCGCUAAGUCCGCGUCUGCGAGCACCACCGAGGAGGCUAUGCGUGUUGUUAAGGACAUCGGUUUCCCUGUCAUCGUCCGCGCUGCCUAUGCUCUUGGUGGACUCGGCAGUGGUUUUGCCGACAACGACGAAGAGCUGCUCGAACUCUGCAACAAGGCCUUCGCUGCCAGCCCCCAAAUUCUCAUCGAGCGUAGUAUGAAGGGUUGGAAGGAGAUCGAGUACGAAGUCGUCCGUGAUUGCCGCGACAACUGUAUCACCGUCUGCAACAUGGAGAACUUCGAUCCCCUUGGUAUCCACACUGGAGAUUCGAUUGUCGUUGCUCCUUCCCAGACACUGUCUGACGAAGACUACAACAUGCUGCGUACUACAGCUGUCAACGUCAUCCGUCACCUUGGCGUUGUUGGAGAGUGCAACAUUCAGUAUGCGCUGAACCCGUUCUCCAAGGAGUACUGCAUUAUCGAGGUCAACGCUCGUUUGUCGCGUUCGUCUGCGCUGGCCUCUAAGGCUACUGGUUAUCCUCUCGCUUUCGUCGCUGCCAAGCUAGGCCUCAACAUCCCCUUGAACGAGGUUCAGAACUCGGUCACACGUUCGACCUGCGCCUGCUUUGAGCCUUCGCUUGAUUAUGUCGUUGUCAAGAUUCCUCGCUGGGACCUGAAGAAGUUCACUCGUGUUUCCACACUCCUCGGCUCUUCCAUGAAGAGUGUUGGUGAGGUCAUGGCUAUUGGCCGAACCUUCGAAGAAGCCAUCCAGAAGGCUAUUCGUGAGGUUGAUCCCAGCAACAUGGGGUUCAACGAGACCGCCGCGCUCAUGUCGAUCGACCAGGAGCUCCAGACACCCUCUGACCAGCGUUUGUUCGCUAUUGCCAACGCUAUGAAGUCGGGAUACACUGUCGACAAAGUCUGGGAGCUGACAAACAUCGACAAAUGGUUCCUUAGCCGUCUCAAGUCGCUCAGCAACUUCGAGAUCUCUAUGCAGAACUAUGACACCGCGAGUAUCACCCUACCUCAACUCAAGAGGGCGAAGGAACUUGGUUUCUCCGAUCGCCAGCUGGCCAAGUUCUGGGGCUCGAACGAGCUUGCUGUCCGUCGCAUGCGUGUUGACUACAACCUCUACCCGGUUGUCAAGCAAAUCGAUACUGUUGCUGCUGAGUUCCCCGCUCACACCAACUACCUCUACCUGACAUACAAUGGCACUGAGAGCGAUAUCGCAUUCAACGACAAGGGUGUGAUGGUUCUCGGUUCCGGUGUUUACCGCAUUGGUUCUUCAGUCGAGUUUGAUUGGUGUUCCGUUCGUGCUAUCCGCACUCUACGCGAGAACAACUUCAAGACGAUCAUGAUCAACUACAACCCGGAGACCGUCUCCACCGAUUACGAUGAGGCUGAUCGUCUCUACUUUGAGAACAUUUCUCUUGAGACUGUCCUUGACAUCUACACCUUGGAGAGUUCCAGCGGUGUUGUCAUCUCAGUAGGAGGUCAGACUCCCAACAACAUUGCCUUGCCACUCCACCGCAGCGGUGUUAAGAUCCUCGGUACCUCUCCCGAGAUGAUUGACACUGCCGAGAACCGGUUCAAAUUCAGCAGAAUGCUUGACCGCAUCAACGUCGAUCAGCCUGCGUGGAAGGAACUCACGAGCAUUGAGGAGGCCAAGGAGUUCUGCGACCGUGUAUCGUAUCCUGUUCUCGUGCGCCCCUCGUAUGUCCUGUCUGGCGCCGCCAUGAACACCGUGUACUCUGAGCACGAUCUGGCCAACUACCUCAACCAGGCCGCCGAUGUGUCCAAGGACCACCCGGUUGUCAUCACCAAGUACAUCGAGAACGCCAAGGAAAUCGAGAUGGACGCCGUCGCUCGCAACGGUACCAUGAUUGGCCACUUCAUCUCAGAGCACGUUGAGAAUGCUGGUGUUCACUCUGGUGAUGCCACCCUUGUUCUGCCGCCUCAGGAUCUGUCUCCCGAGACGAUUCGCCAGAUCGAAGAAGCCACUCGCAAGAUCGGCCAAGCUUUGAACAUCACUGGUCCAUACAACAUCCAGUUCAUUGCCAAGGACGACGAGAUCAAGGUCAUCGAGUGCAACGUCCGCGCUUCGCGAUCCACUCCUUUCGUCUCCAAGGUUAUGGGUGUUGAUCUUAUCGAGAUGGCUACUAAAGCCAUGGCUGGCUUGCCAGUUACCGAGUACCCCGCCACCAACAUCCCCAAGGACUACGUUGGUGUUAAGGUACCUCAGUUCUCGUUCUCUCGUCUCGCUGGUGCCGACCCUGUUCUUGGUGUUGAAAUGGCUUCCACGGGAGAGGUGGCCUGCUUCGGUCGCGACAAGUACGAGGCAUACCUCAAGGGUUUGAUCGCUACUGGUUUCAAGCUGCCCAACAAGAACAUUUUGUUCUCCAUUGGCUCAUUCAAGGACAAGCUCGAGAUGCUGCCUUCCAUUCAAAACCUCCACAAGAUGGGUUACAACCUGUUCGCUACUGCCGGUACUGCGGACUACAUUCAGGAGCACGGCCUUCCCGUCAAGUUCUUGGAAGUACUGCCUCCUGGUGAGCACGAUGAGCAGAAGUCGGAGUACUCUCUUACCCACGCUUUGGCAAACAACCUGAUCGAUCUCUACAUCAAUCUGCCCUCGAGCAACCGCUACCGUCGACCCGCCAACUACAUGUCCAGAGGUUACCGUACUCGUCGUAUGGCUGUCGACUACCAGACUCCUCUGGUGACUAACGUCAAGAACGCGAAGCUCCUCAUCGAGGCGAUUGCCCGUCACUAUGACCUCGCAAUCCAGUCGGUCGAUUUCCAGGAGUUCGUACCCGAGGCCGGUGCCCACGAUGACCACUACGGACAACUGUCUAAGAGCGGCUCUUUGUCUCUGCCUCAGUUGCUUGCCAAGUCUCCUUUCAAGCGCAAGCACAUCACGUCUGUCAAGCAGUUCAGCCGUGCCGACCUCCACUUGCUGUUCACCAUCGCUCAGGAGAUGCGUCUAGGAGCUCAGAAGCAGGGUUGCCUUGAUAUUCUCAAGGGUCGCGUUCUUUGCACGAUGUUCUUCGAGCCUUCGACGCGAACAUCUGCUUCAUUUGACGCAGCCAUGAAGCGCCUUGGCGGUGAGGUAGUUGUCAUCAAUGAGUCGGUCUCCUCUACUAAGAAGGGCGAGUCCAUUGCCGACACAAUCCGCACUCUGGGCUGCUACGGCGACGCCAUCGUCCUCCGUCAUCCCCAUGAGGACUCGAUCGACAUCGCUGCUAAGUUCUCUGGCGUACCCGUCAUCAACGCUGGCAACGGCAGUCGCGAGCACCCAACUCAGGCGCUGCUCGACAUCUUCACCAUCCGUGAAGAGCUCGGGUCCGUCAAUGGUCUCACCAUCACCUUCGUGGGCGACCUCAAGUACGGCCGUACGGUGCACUCGCUUUGCGAGCUGUUGUCCCACUACGACUGCCAGGUCAACUUGGUGGCGCCGAAGUCUCUCAACAUGCCAAGCUCUGUCCGCGAGGCUCUCAAAUCUCGUGGCCAGCUGAACAUCGUCUCAAACGAGCUUACUCCGGAGAUCGUCGCUGCUUCUGAUGUUCUAUACUGCACCCGUGUGCAGAAGGAGCGCUUCCCUGACGAGGCUAGCUACGAGCAGGUCAAGGACUCCUUCGUCAUUGACAACAAGGUGCUGAAGCAGGCAAAGACGAACAUGAUCGUCAUGCACCCAUUGCCAAGGAACAACGAGAUUCACGAGGAGGUGGACUUCGACCCCAGGGCGGCAUACUUCAGACAGAUGAGGUACGGAUUGUACACUCGCAUGGCGCUGCUUGCUAUGGUCAUGGCCCCGUAA